GGCCCCAGAGCUGUCUCCCGGGCCCCCCCGGGCCCCCGGGCCCUCGAGCCCGGUGCGCGCCCUCGCGUCCCGCCGGCCCCCUCCCCCGGCUGGGCCCGGGGGAGGGUGGCGCCGUGAGCGAGCGGGGACCGGGCUCUCCUGCCCCUUCCCCUGCCCCUGGGCCGCCAGGAUGGAGGCGGGGUCGGGGCCCCCGGGCGGUCCGGGAUCCGAGAGCCCCAACCGGGCGGUGGAGUACCUGCUGGAGCUGAACAACAUCAUCGAGAGCCAGCAGCAGCUGCUGGAGACCCAGCGGCGGCGCAUUGAAGAGCUGGAGGGCCAGCUGGACCAGCUUACCCAGGAGAACCGCGACCUGAGAGAGGAGAGCCAGCUGCACCGCGGGGAGCUGCACCGGGACCCCCACGGCGCGCGGGAUAGCCCCGGCCGCGAGAGCCAGUACCAGAACCUGCGCGAGACCCAGUUCCACCACCGCGAGCUGCGAGAGAGCCAGUUCCACCAGGCGGCUCGGGACGUGGGCUACCCGAACCGGGACAGCGCCUACCAGAACCGGGAGGCAGUGUAUCGGGACAAGGAGCGGGACGCCGCCUACCCGCUCCAGGACACUACCGGCUACCCAGCCCGCGAGCGCGACGUGGCUCAGUGCCACCUGCACCACGAGAACCCAGCAUUGGGUCGCGAGCGUGGCGGGCGGGAGACCGGGCCAGCUCACCCGGGCCGCGAGAAGGAAGCCGGCUAUUCGGCGGCGGUGGGCGUGGGGCCCCGGCCACCGCGGGAGCGGGGCCAGAUGAGCCGUGGCGCAUCCAGGAGCUCCAGCCCCGGGGCCGGCGGCGGCCACAGCACCAGUACCAGCACCAGCCCGGCCACUACCCUCCAGAGAAAAUCUGAUGGUGAGAAUUCCAGGACAGUCAGGUCCACAGCGUCUCAUACUCUACACCAGUAUUGCUGUCCUACUCAGGUCCUUGACUCCAUGAAGCUUACCCCCUCAGGCAGGCUGGCAGAGAGCAGUGUGGAGGGUGAUGCCCCAGGCAGUGACCUGAGCACAGCGGUUGAUAGUCCUGGGAGCCAACCCCCCUACCGGCUGAGCCAGCUGACCCCCACCAGCAGCCACAUGGGGGGCCCCCCAGCUGGGGUGGGCCUUCCCUGGGCUCAGCGAGCUCGUCUCCAGCCAGCCAGUGUCGCCCUGAGGAAGCAGGAGGAGGAGGAGAUAAAGCGCUCCAAGGCCCUAUCGGACAGCUAUGAACUCUCCACGGACCUGCAGGACAAAAAGGUGGAAAUGCUGGAGAGGAAGUAUGGGGGCUCCUUCCUGAGCCGCAGGGCUGCCAGGACCAUCCAGACGGCCUUUCGCCAGUACCGCAUGAACAAGAACUUUGAGCGACUCCGCAGCUCAGCUUCGGAGAGCCGCAUGUCCCGCCGCAUCAUCCUUUCCAACAUGAGGAUGCAGUUCUCCUUCGAGGAGUACGAGAAGGCACAGAACCCCGCGUACUUCGAGGGCAAGCCUGCCUCGCUGGACGAGGGUGCCAUGGCUGGUGCCCGGAGCCACCGGCUUGAACGAGGGCUCCCCUAUGGAGGCUCCUGUGGAGGGGGCAUCGAUGGUGGGGGAAGCUCCGUCACCACAUCUGGAGAGUUUUCUAAUGACAUCACAGAGCUCGAGGACUCCUUCUCCAAGCAGGUAAAGUCUCUGGCUGAAUCCAUUGAUGAGGCCCUGAACUGCCACCCAUCAGGGCCCAUGUCUGAGGAGCCAGGGUCAGCCCAACUGGAGAAGCGGGAGUCAAAGGAACAGCAAGAGGACAGCUCAGCCACAUCCUUCAGUGAUCUUCCCCUCUACUUGGAUGACCCAGUUCCCCCACCAUCCCCUGAGCGACUGCCCAGCACAGAGCCCCCACCCCAGGGCCGGCCCGAGUUCUGGGCACCGGCCCCCCUCCCGCCAGUUCCCCCACCAGUGCCUCCAGGGACCCGGGAAGAUGGUACCCGUGAGGAAGGCACGCGCAGGGCUCCUGGGUGCUUGGAGUGCCGGGAUUUCCGGCUGCGGGCCGCCCACCUUCCCUUGCUUACCAUUGAGCCUCCUAGUGAUAGCUCCGUGGACCUGAGUGACCGCUCAGAUCGCGGCUCUGUCCACCGCCAGCUGGUGUAUGAGGCUGAUGGCUGCAGCCCCCAUGGGACCCUGAAGCACAAGGGGCCACCAGGCAGGGCCCCGAUCCCACACCGCCACUACCCAGCCCCGGAGGGCCCAGCCCCAGCCCCGCCAGGGCCCCUGCCACCAGCCCCCAACAGUGGCACCGGGCCCAGUGGUGUGGCUGGGGGUCGGAGGUUGGGGAAGUGCGAGGCUGCAGGCGAGAACUCUGAUGGAGGAGAUAAUGAGAGCCUUGAGAGCUCCAGCAAUUCCAACGAGACCAUCAACUGCAGCUCUGGCUCGUCUUCGAGGGACAGCCUGAGGGAGCCUCCAGCCACAGGCCUGUGCAAGCAGACUUACCAGCGGGAGACGAGGCACAGCUGGGACUCACCAGCCUUUAACAAUGACGUGGUGCAGAGGCGGCACUACAGAAUCGGCCUCAACCUGUUCAAUAAGAAGCCAGAGAAGGGCAUCCAGUAUCUGAUCGAGCGGGGCUUCCUGUCAGACACACCGGUGGGAGUGGCUCACUUUAUCCUGGAACGGAAAGGCCUGAGCCGGCAGAUGAUAGGGGAAUUCCUAGGGAACCGGCAGAAGCAGUUCAACAGAGAUGUGUUGGACUGUGUGGUGGAUGAGAUGGACUUCUCCUCCAUGGAUUUGGAUGACGCACUCCGGAAGUUCCAAUCCCACAUCCGGGUUCAAGGCGAGGCCCAGAAAGUGGAGCGACUCAUUGAAGCCUUCAGCCAGCGGUACUGUGUAUGUAACCCAGCCCUCGUGCGCCAGUUCCGAAACCCAGACACCAUCUUCAUCCUUGCUUUUGCUAUCAUCCUCCUCAAUACCGACAUGUACAGUCCCAGCGUCAAGGCUGAACGCAAGAUGAAACUAGAUGACUUCAUCAAGAACCUGAGAGGGGUUGACAAUGGUGAAGACAUCCCCCGAGACCUCCUGGUGGGCAUCUAUCAGCGUAUCCAGGGGCGCGAACUGCGAACCAAUGAUGACCAUGUGUCCCAGGUGCAGGCCGUGGAGCGCAUGAUUGUGGGCAAGAAACCGGUCUUGUCUCUUCCCCACCGUCGACUGGUUUGCUGCUGUCAACUCUAUGAGGUACCAGAUCCAAACCGCCCCCAGCGGCUCGGGUUGCAUCAACGGGAAGUCUUCCUCUUCAACGAUCUCCUUGUGGUCACCAAAAUUUUCCAGAAGAAGAAGAUCUUGGUGACAUACAGCUUUCGUCAGUCCUUUCCUCUCGUGGAAAUGCACAUGCAGCUCUUCCAGAAUUCAUACUACCAGUUUGGGAUCAAGCUGCUGUCCGCAGUACCCGGCGGGGAACGCAAAGUCCUCAUCAUCUUCAAUGCCCCCAGCCUCCAGGACCGGCUGCGCUUCACGUCUGACUUGCGCGAGUCCAUUGCUGAGGUGCAGGAGAUGGAGAAAUACCGCGUGGAGUCGGAGCUAGAGAAGCAGAAAGGUAUGAUGCGGCCUAACGCCUCACAGCCCGGCGGGGCCAAGGACUCAGUGAAUGGCACGCUGGCCCGCAGCAGCCUGGAGGACACAUAUGGGGCAGGCGAUGGGCUCAAACGGGGUGCGCUCAGCAGUUCCCUGCGAGACCUCUCUGACGCAGGGAAGCGGGGGCGGCGUAACAGCGUGGGAUCGCUGGACAGCACCAUCGAAGGGUCUGUUAUUAGCAGUCCACGCCCUCACCAGAGGAUGCCACCUCCGCCCCCACCCCCACCGCCAGAGGAGUACAAGAGCCAGAGGCCCGUCUCCAACUCCUCAUCCUUCCUGGGCUCCCUGUUUGGAAGCAAGCGGGGCAAGGGGCCCUUCCAGAUGCCACCACCGCCAACAGGCCAGGCUUCUGCCUCCUCUUCAUCUGCUUCUUCCACCCACCACCACCACCACCACCACCACGGUCCUCCUCAGCAGCCCCCACCCCUGCCCCAGCUGGGCUCCAUUCCACCGCCCCCUGCCUCAGCCCCACCCGUGGGGCCACAUCGCCACUUCCAUGCCCACGGCCCAGUCCCAGGCCCCCAGCACUAUACCUUGGGCCGGCCAGGCAGGGCCCCCAGACGGGGAGCUGGAGGACACCCUCAGUUUGCUCCACAUGGCCGCCACCCCCUGCACCAGCCCACAUCCCCACUACCCCUGUACAGUCCUGCCCCCCAGCACCCUCCAGCCCACAAACAGGGCCCUAAGCACUUCAUCUUCAGCCACCACCCACAGAUGAUGCCAGCAUCGGGGGCCACUGGGGGCCCUGGAUCCCGGCCACCAGGAGGCUCCUAUUCCCACCCUCACCACCCACAGUCACCCUUGUCCCCUCACUCACCCAUCCCACCCCACCCUUCCUACCCACCCCUGCCCCCACCCUCACCCCAUACCCCACACUCGCCCCUGCCGCCCACCUCCCCCCAUGGCCCACUGCACGCCUCUGGGCCCCCUGGCACGGCCAACCCACCCAGUGCGAACCCCAAGGCCAAGCCCAGCCGGAUCAGCACCGUGGUCUGAUGAACAGAGGGAGCGAGCUGGGGCCCAGGGAGGUCUGGGGAAUCCACAAGAGAUUCCCCAGUUUUUCUAAAAUAUAUAUACACAUAGAGAUGUCCUUCUCCCCACUUCUUCCCUGCCUUAGAACCCUUCCUCUAACCCUCAACAGUCGCCGUGCAGUUUCCUUCCAGAUUCAAAGAUACUUCCCGCUUGAAGCCCGGAUGCAGGGCUCUCAAGCUCUGGGGAGUAGUGAGGACCUUUUAGAGAUCCUCAUCCUUNUUUUUUUUUUUUUUUUUUUUUGGUCCUCUCUCCAUCCAUCUCCCACCCCCGCUCCCGGAGGUGGCCUCAGACCUCUGGGCCAGUGUGGGCUCCCUGUCAGCUCUGGCUGGUAGAGAAGGGCAGGCAGGUGUCAGGAGUGGUGAGGCUGAAGGCUUCCCCAGAGUGCCUCUAGCCACGCAGGGCUCUGAGGGAGCUCUGUACCGUUGUGGCCAAAAGUCAGCUGGCUCGGCCCUCUCUCAGACCUCAGGGCCUGGCCAAAUUCCUCCAUGUGUCUCUCUACCUGCCAGAGGAACAGGGCUGUCGGUGCCCUCAGUGAGUGGGCCCCCACUAAUGCUGGCCCCCCAAAGAGACAGAGCUUCUCCUUCGGAGCCAGCCUCUGUCCUCUCUCCAGUGGGUCCCAGCCCAGACCUCUUCAGCUUCAGGACCUUGCCUCUCACAGCAACGUUCUUAUCCUGAUCAAAAUUCAGACAGGUUUGGGGGGGGGCCUCCGGUCUGGGAUGAGAAGGGCACUGCCCUCCCUCACCCAUAUUGCAUGCCCCCCCAUUCCCUUAUACCUACCCCACCUACCACUGAAGACAAUGCACUUUACAGAUCUUGCCCACACACACCUCGCUGGGGCACGGCACCCAGCACCAGCCCUGGGGAGAGAGGCUCCCAGAGGGCCAUCAUAAGCCCAUGAUGUCCUUCCUGAGGCAGAUUGAAGCCAUCAGAGUGGGGGCUGGGAGCCAGGAUGCCUGAGUCCUUCUGUCCGUCAAAAUCUCUGCUGCCCCUCCAGCUCCUUUACAGCCCUGUUUAUUUAUUAUAAAUAUAUUUUUUACAAGCCCCAGCUCCUCUUCUUGCCCCACAUACCCAGCUCCUUUCUCAGCUCCUUCCUCCCUACCCCCCCUACCAUGGGCUGCAGUACAGACAGAUAGACCCUGGCUGUAUGGAGGUCCGGGACCCAGGGGCUUGGGGGCGGGGGAGGGCAGCAGCCGGAGGGGCUGUACAGAGAGGAGCUGGGGUUCAGGCAUUGUCUUUUUUUCCUCCUUGUAUAUAAGAAUGUAUAUUUGAUGCCUCAUAAAAGACC
This is a messenger RNA of Ailuropoda melanoleuca (giant panda), 5918 nucleotides long. It is a transcript of the gene IQSEC2, whose product is annotated as IQ motif and Sec7 domain ArfGEF 2. Gene Ontology annotation, molecular function: guanyl-nucleotide exchange factor activity. The record is from RefSeq and is a predicted model, not a curated record. The transcript has 16 exons. Gene Ontology annotation, biological process: regulation of ARF protein signal transduction; actin cytoskeleton organization. Lineage: Eukaryota; Metazoa; Chordata; Mammalia; Carnivora; Ursidae. Bases 170 to 4597 code for a protein of 1475 amino acids.